UUUCGCUUGCGUGUAAACAUAAUCAUUAUAAUUUUUUCUAUUGUUGCAUUGGAUAUUGGAUAUGGUGAUAGCCGUUAUAGCUGAUAGUUGUAGAAUCUGUAAUAAUAACUGUAAUAAAUUGAGCAAAUGUGAACGAGUAAGGUUGGUGAAUAUUUGUGCUGCUGCCAUUGGGCAUAAAAAAACAGCUUCCGAAAGGCUAAAAUGCCUCUAAAAUCGUACAAUUAACUAGCUAAAUCGACUUAGCCAACGAAAGUGCUUGGUGUACUGUAUAAACAUGGUGAUAGCACCUGUUCAAUAAGAAUUUUCCAAGAGCCAAGUAAGCAAAAUCCACUCAUACGCACAAACACAGGCGUGGAAGAAACGGGUUCUAAUAAAAAUAGCUAACAUCGCACCAAUACCAACAAGCAACAGAGCAGCCAGCUUGCAAAUGGACGGCGUUAAGGUUGAGGCAUUCAUUAAAGCUGAAGAACCCCGAGCGAUGCCUUUGAUUGGAAGUGGCAGUGGAGCAGCGGCUGCUGCAGCUGCUGCGGCCGCCGCGGCGGCCUCCCUCAGCGUGGAGCUGUGUCUGGUUUGCGGGGACCGUGCCUCGGGCCGCCACUACGGGGCCAUUAGCUGCGAGGGCUGCAAGGGCUUCUUCAAGCGAUCCAUACGCAAGCAGCUGGGCUAUCAGUGUCGCGGGGCAAUGAACUGCGAGGUGACCAAGCACCAUCGGAAUCGUUGCCAGUUCUGUCGGCUGCAAAAGUGCUUGGCCAGCGGCAUGCGAAGUGAUUCCGUUCAGCAUGAGAGGAAACCGAUUGUGGACAGGAAAGAGAGCCUGAAUGCCUCUGUUGGCGGGGGCUCCUCCACAUCGGGCAGCGGAGGGACAUCCUCCAGCUAUAUAUCCAGCAAGUCUGGCUACCAGCAGGCACGUGGCAAGCAGCACACUGUCAAGGCCGAUACCGCGGCCACACCCCCCGUACCGAGUAAUGCAGCAACGCCUUUCGGCCUGAAUGACAAUCUGUUUGGCCUGAAUUUUGCCGAACUGACGCAGACGUUGAUGUUUGCCACCCAACAGCAGCAGCAGCAACAACAGCAACAACAACAGCAGCAGCAACAGAGUGGAAGCUAUUCGCCAGACCUGCCCAAGGCAGAGGUAGAAGACGAUGACGACGACUCGAUGGACAAUAGCAGCACCUUGUGCCUGCAACUCUUGGCCAACAGUGCCAGCAACAAUAACUCCCAGCACCUGAACUUCAAUGCAGGGGAGCCGACAACGACACUUCCCACCACCGCCACACUGGGCCUGAUCAAGAGCUCCCUGGAUAUGCGGGUGAUCAACAAGGGUCUGCAGCUGCUGCAGCCCAUCCAGCAUCAGUUGGAGCGCAUUGGGGGCCAGGGAACAAGCCUCAGUGUGAAGCCCGAAUGCGAUUCGGAGGCCGAGGACAGUGGCACCGAAGAUGCCGUCGAUCCCGAGCUGGAGCACAUGGACCUGGACUUUGACUUCUGCAAUCGCAGCGAUCUUAUGAUAAAUGAAGCGGUCUUCGAUCAGGAGCUGUUCACCGAUGCCCAGUGCACCUUCCAUGUGCAGCCGCCGACCUUGGUGCACUCCUAUCUGAAUAUACACUAUGUGUGCGAGACUGGAUCUCGCAUCAUCUUCCUCACAAUUCACACGCUGCGGAAGGUGCCCGUCUUCGAGCAGCUCGAUUCACACAGCCAGGUAAAGCUGCUGCGCAGCGCCUGGCCAGCUUUGAUGGCCGUGGCCUUGGCCCAGUGCCAGGGUCAGCUGUCUGCCUCCACCAUAAUUGCUCAGUUCAUCCAGAGCAUUCGGCAGUUGGCGGACAUUGAUAAGUCAGAGCCGCUAAAGAUAUCCAAAAUGGCCCAUCUCACUCGCGCCCUGCACGACUUUGUCCAGGAGCUGCAGAGCCAGGAGGUGACAGACAUGGAGUUUGGACUGCUCAGACUUAUCCUGCUCUUCAAUCCCUCGCUGCUGCAGCAGCGCAAGGAGCGACAACUGCGUGGCUAUGUGAGGCGCGUUCAGUUGUAUGCUUUGACCAGUUUGCGUCGCCAGGGCGGCGUCGGUGGGGAGGAGCGCUUCAAUUGCCUGGUUGCCCGCCUGCUGCCGCUAAGCAGCCUCGACGCCGAGGCCAUGGAGGAGCUAUUUUUCGCCAAUCUAGUGGGACAGAUGCAGAUGGAGGCCCUGAUUCCAUUCAUCCUGAUGACCAGCAACAGCAUCGGACUCUAGGGGGAGCAGGGGAAGAACACAUGAAAGACUGAAGAUGGACCAAGUGCGGGCAAUACUUAGCAAUUAGAGAGAAAACCCAUAAUAAUAUACCUAUAUAUUUAAUAUAUAUGUACAACGUAUAUACACCUUAGCCUAAAACAAAAACAAAACCACCAUAUAUGAGAAAUUUGGGUUUAUUUUUUGUUUUUUCUGAAUUAAAAUGAAUCAAUUCCCAAUAA
Molecule: messenger RNA, 2439 nt
Organism: Drosophila miranda
Lineage: Eukaryota; Metazoa; Arthropoda; Insecta; Diptera; Drosophilidae
Gene: Hr78
Product: nuclear hormone receptor HR78
Exons: 4
Coding region: 428-2221 (597 amino acids)
Biological process (GO): regulation of transcription by RNA polymerase II; anatomical structure development; cell differentiation
Molecular function (GO): nuclear receptor activity; zinc ion binding; RNA polymerase II cis-regulatory region sequence-specific DNA binding
Source: RefSeq, a predicted model, not a curated record